Messenger RNA from Porites lobata, 24857 nucleotides. The record is from the annotation of a GenBank genome assembly. NCBI's taxonomy places the organism in Eukaryota, Metazoa, Cnidaria, Anthozoa, Scleractinia, Poritidae.
AUGCCUCCAAAAAGAAAGAACUACAAAGGCCGUAGUCCUAAUGUACUACGGUACAUCGAAAGCUGCGGAAAUGAGGAAGAUAUUGGGAGCUUUCUAUCGUCCAAUCUCGCAGCGGGCGCAAGGCUCGCGGCAGAAAACGAAAGCCAGGCACACGACGAGAAAACGAGUCGGACCUAUGAGCUCCGGCUCAUGUCUUUGGAGCAGUUUGCUCAGCAAAAUGGAGAUGAUGCGGUGUUGUUUGGGCCUAGUAAAAGGCCCUUUUUGGCGGCAACAAUCCAGACCUACAUGCGUAAGUUUGUCGGUUUUAUGCUUCUCUGCUUGUAUGGUGGGUGUGAUUUUUUUGCUAAAAAAAAAUAAGUAGUGAAGUCGUUUAAUUCGUAGCGAGAUAACACAAGAAAAUGUCGAAACAUAUUUUCGUCUUUUCUUAAUUCAUGUGCGACUUGAAAGAGUAACGUUACUUUAAUGUUCUGUGAAUGUAGCCGAUCGAUCACCCCGCUACUUAUUAAUAAACUUAGGCUUUUAGAAUGUGACAGCUAAUUUUCGUGCUUGCUAUAUACUGAAUGGUUUAGACGAAUGCGUGGGCCGGCUGUGACGCAGGCUAGCUUUUUGUCUUUAGCACUCGUUUGCUUGUCCCAAAAACCAAGAUCCGGGAACAGGCCAUCUGUGGCAAUUUCAAAGCUGCUAGAAGAAGCUUGCGCCUUGAUUAUUUAAAAAGCAUGGGGUAAUUGAUCCUCUUAUUUCACAACUCUUGAAAACUCAAAAGCUUGGUAGAUUUCACACCUAAAUAUUAAACCGGAAGUUCCGUUCACAAGGCAGGGCUUGGUAAACGGCUGUUCUGAAAGAAAAAUAAAGUAGUUUGGGGGCCGUUACUGUGCUAACCCUUUAAGUCCCAUUGUCAAGAGGAUAUGAAAAUUAACGAAACGAUCACCUGAGGCAAAAUGGUUUGAUCUGUUAUCAAAUUCUCUAAACUUAUUCUUUAAGAAAGGGCUAAUAUACGGCGGAAGCCUUUAGUCUGCGUUUGUCACACACCACUAAAGACGUGUACGCUUUCUUUGGAUUUUCCAUCAGUGAUUUUGUUACCUCUGCGUCCUGUGUCCCUGAUGCAUAAAAAUUCCCAAAGACGCACAAAAGUUCAUGGCAUGGGUCCUGUAGGACGCAAAGAUCAAUUGAUCGAUCUGAGGAUGCUUUUGUAGAAUACCCUGUUUGUGUGAUUUCUGUGUUUGUUGUUUAACAACGCAUAUUUAUUUUAGUCUUAGUUGUGCUUUACAAAAGAAUGUCUGGUCACAUAAAGGCCCAAGCAUUUUCAAUUUCGGACUUGUUGUUUUUUGAACCAAGAUUCAAUUGUUCUGCAGUGGGACUCACCAUAACUACUUGUAAUAAAAUCAAAGGGGAAAUUUUUGUUUGCAAAAAGAAAACUUUUUACUGGCAAAUGUAUAGAAAAUUUAAAAAAGUGUUUGUAGCAGAUGUAGCUGCGUGUAGAGCCCUUAAAUUUUUUGUGGUAGAUUAGUUAGGAGUGGAUUUUUAUUCUGCAUUUCUUUUUUUAGAACAGUUGUUUUACAUAAAUUAUUCGACAUUAGAUUGUCAUAGAACAACUGUAAUUUAUCACACAUACGAAACAGCAGUGGAGGAUGCAUUCCCAGGGUCUCUUCAUGUGAAGUGGCUUGGUUGGUCAAGUUAAUGAUGAAUGAGAUCCCUCCUCACUACCAUGAAAUCCUUUUUAAAAAUUUUUGUUCAGAUGUGAAGGCAAGUACAAUUGUUUCAAAACCCUUUGCCAUUAUGAUGUUAUUUAAAGCUGCCAGGGCUUUUUGCCCAAAUAGAAUGUAAGUUUAUGUUACUUGUGGCAGUCAGUAUGCAAAUUGUGCCGCAAACUUGGAUCACUCACACAUAAGUGACCAUUCACAUAAAGUUGGAAUAACAUUUAAAAUAAGUUUAUCCUUUUCUGAUCUCUUGCCAACCAUAUUUUACACUGGGCAAAAUUAUUUCCAUCUAAACGCAAUGGAAGUAAAUCAUGCACAGUCUAGUUACAUAUAGCUUCUUUUAAUUGUUCAGGGUUAUGUACAAUAAAAAAAGAUUUAUUGUGUGUCCUUAGAGCAGGUUUCAAUGUAAUAUGCCUGUUGGGCACAUUUGCCCCUCAUUUUGUUGACCUCCUUGUUCUGUAUUUAUACUUCACAUGUCAAGCUGGAAUGACAUCGUCGUAUGGUGUGGCUUACUAAUUUAUUUAAAAGCAAACCUUUGUUGUUUAAUUUCUUUCAGAAAUGUUAAGUGAGACAAAAGGCAAGAGGCUGGGGACACUCCGCUGCCGUGGCCUUAAACCUCCAGUUGUGAGAGGCCAUGCUGCAGCCUUCACAUAUUGGUUUAAUGUUUUUGGGCACACAGGCCCUUACAGCCAAUCCAUCGAGGUCCUACCAGAUGGGUCCCAAAAAGUUAUUGCCAAAGGGAAUCCUAUGAAUUCCUCAGGUAAAUGAAUUAUUUUCUUCUGUUCAAUUGACGAUCCACAUGCAUGUUAGCUCUUCCUGUGAAUUAUGCCUGGCGAGGGGAAAUUAGCAAAGUGUGGAAUAUAAGCACAUUCUGUCUUAAACAGUCUUCCUCAAAUUUACAGACAUUUCAUCACAUUGGUAGAAAUCUCAGCAAGGCUCUGUUGUUAGUUGUGGUGUUCGUCAUUAGAACAAGUCUUUUUUUAGUGACUUGUGCAGGUUUUCUUCCUUCAGUCAACUUGUGUUGUUUUCAGUUUGCUGACUUUCCACCAUUGGCACUUUUGUUCUUGUACUUUUUUUGCAACGUUGAUAUUGUACUUGAUGGAUCCUUUAUUAUAUGUCUUAAAAUUAAUACAGUGUAUUAUAGUAGCUGCAUAUCACUGCUUAACUCUGACUGCUGAUUUUUUUCUUUAAUGUUACUUCAGUUUUGACAUACAUACACUAAACAGCAAAAAGCAAAAGUACCUAUAAUCACACAUAUGUUGAAAAUAGCCAUAUCAGGGUGUCGAAAAUAUAUUAACUUAAUGUUUGUUUGGAGACCUCUUUGCCUUUAUUGGCCUCUCACAGUUGAAACUGUACAUCUUGUUGUCACCAAAGCCAUAUUUUCUUAACACUGUGUAUCUGCAUGCUCAGUUUCUCAAUUGUUGCCAGUAUCUUCUUCCUUUUCAUAAGUCAUCACUAGAAUCAGGUGCUUUGAAUAUAGUUUGAUAAACCCCAUUAAAAGUUAUCACAGUCCAUCUAACCAGCUAUUCAUCCAACCUACUCACUGCUCUUGAAUUUUUAGCGGUAAAACAGACCAUAAAGUAGCUUGUGAGGAGGUCAUCGCGGCCAACAAGAAGAGAUGCGCGUCAAGGGAGGGUGGCAUAUGAGCCUAAAAAGGCCCCUCCAUUUACCCUACAUCAGUUGUUGAGAAUGCGUGAGUACUGCUUCAAGACAAUAGAGGUAAUUAUUUUGAAUUUUAGAAUGUGUAUACAAUGAUCCUGCAGAUGGAUUUAUAAUAACUGUCAUAUGUAAAUAAGUAUUGUGCUAGAAAAUAGCCAGUUACUUUUUUAUAUGAAAUGUAUGGAGCUGUAUAGCUCCAUUUUAUUAUGAGAUCGUCAAAGGGAGUUAACUGAACAACAGUAAGAAAUACAUAAUUAAUGAGAAUAAACAGUACAAGAUAGUUUUCAUCCUUUUUAAACAGCUCUAAAAUUAUGGUAAUUGCAAUAUUUGUCUAAAAGAAAGAUGCCUUCUUAAUUCUUUCUGCUGGGUAUAUGUUUAUUUGCUUGAGUUAUUAAACUUUACAUAAUAAUUAACAAGUUGUUGCUUGUUUUUAUUCUUUUAAGGGAAUGCGUGGGUUGUGGCUUUGGACCUUGACCUUAUUUUCAUUUGCCCUCUUCCUACGAGGUGAGGAACCUCUACGCCUUAAGCUGCGACAUUUAAAACUGCCUCAAAACUAUGCAGGUAUGUUGUACACUUAUAUACCGGUAUUGACAGUGAAGUGUGGACAACCUUUCCUAGGCAGAUUAAAAUUUGAAUCUAAUUAGCAAUACUUCAAUAUCGAGUUCAUUACAUUUCAACAACAGACCAUUUUAUAGUUUCUGACUUGGUAACUUAGCCUUUGAGGGAAUGUGAGGCUGGGGUUGUUCUUUUUUCUAAAAAAAAUAAGCUCCUUCUUUUCGUAAAGAACAAUACAUGCUUGAAAAAUAUCAGUCAGCAUAAUAACAAUACGAUCUACAUGAUAAUUAAUGAAAGCAAAAAGGGAUGUAUCCACAACAAGGUCAACUCCAGGGUCAUUUCAACCUGUUGCUGUAAAAUGGACUAAUAUUAUAUAUGGCACUAACUUAUAAGCAGGAUAGUUUGAUAAGUCACUAUAACAAACUACUGCAAUUUGAAUGAAUUCUUGAAUACCGGUAGUUCUUUUAAAAACAAAAGGAAACUAAAAUGACUUCUAAGGACAAAUAACUUAAUCAUACCUGGAAAAUAAAAAAGCUUUAGAUGGUAAGUGUUCAGAUGUGUAAAAUCUCACCAAAAGAUGAUAGUUAAAUUAUGUUCAAUGAUGUCUUAAUUCUCCUGAGAAUUUCUAAUCUAGAAUAUUCGCUUCAAUGGUUCAUGUCUAUAUCCCAGAUAAUAGACUUUUAAUGAAAAUUUACAUUUUGCAAUAACCUUGAAUCCUUAUGCUUUAAAUAUUGAAUUGAUGUUACAUUUAUUUAUAUUUGUGUUAAGUUGAUUCUGGUAGAGUGCCACAAAGAAUCGAGGUGAAGAUACCAUGGUCCAAAGCAGACAAAAAAGCCAAAGGUGACUGUUUUGCUACUGUCAAGUAUCCUGUUUGAGGGAGACUUUAAAUGGAAUACAGUUGAUUAACUUUGUGUCCAUGCAAUGAUAAUUGGCAUUUGGGCAUGCAGGUCUUAAGGCUUAGUAUUAUCAUCAUAAUUGUGCAUUGAUUUUAAGACCUGAAUUUGUUGUUCUUCAGUGUACUUCAGGAGUUCUCUAGUGCUGUUCCACUUUUCAUCGAAAGUACCAAAGAUUAAUAGCAUUAUUAAUUUUGUUUACCUAAAACAAUAAGUUUAAAAUAUGCUGUAGCUACAUGAUCACUUACUUUUUUUUAUUGUUGAAUUAACCAAACUGAGACCAUGUUUCUUUUGGGCACCAUUUUGAACCUUGCAAUGCUGAUGUGAUGGUCAUUUUUUAAAAUAAGUUAUUAAGCUCUUCCAUUUUCACAAUAAUCUCACUGCAGGUGUGACACUAUCUCUUUGGGCCAACCCAUUAAACUGCGAGUUAUGCCCAGUUACUGCCCUUUUCACAUGGUUACUUAUUACGGGUUAGUAGAUAAUUGUAUUUGUCACAUAAUUUAAGCCCUAUUUUAGUUUGUAAUAUUUAUAUUAUGUGCCAUCUUCUUUGAAGAGAUUGAUCAUGUAAUGUAACAUUCCAAUUGAUUUGGUGUUACAUUUUUAGGUUAAUCCAUAAUGUUGGCUUUGAUUCUUGAUUUUGGUACUUUUUCCUUUAUGCUAAAGCUAUUUUUUAUUUCAUCUGCAGGAAUUAGGAAAGGGCAAAAUUAUAUUUUUUCCCCGAGUUGCUAAAAACAACCGAGCAGUCCUUCCUAACUGUGCUCGAGGUGUUACUACAUACAGGAAAACCUUUUGGAGGUACAUGUGCUCUUUCGCUUAAUUAACAACAAGCUAUCAGUUCCAGCAGUACCUGAGUUUUGAGCUGUUGAUGUAAAUAAAUGGUACACUUUUUGGCCAAUUUACAUGUGCCAUUUAGGCACCCUUGACAAUCAGUGUAAACAACAAAAAAUCAAUUUGGAUAUACCGGUACCUUUUAUUUUACUUUCUGCUCCAAAGUAGUCUUUACUUGGAUAAGCCCUGUCAAACUUGUUAUUAAAAAAAACUGUCCUCAUUAAUAUAAUGUAAUAACAAAGUGGUGUUACCAGACUUGUCAUUGUUGUGGAGCUGUGCCAAGCGCAUGCCAACUGCACUUUGUCCAAUUGUUUUUGUUUUGUUUUUGUUUUUGUUUUUACUGUGGCAAUGUCAAAGUGUCUAGUGGGUGAAAGAUGGAAGAUUUAGUUCGGUCAGCCGGAUUGAAAAUAAAAAAUACCUAAAGAAACACAAGAAGUCUCUGAAUAGUAGGCCCAGGUACCCCAGGAUGACUUAAAAAGUGAACAUUUACAGUAUGGAUUAACAGAAUGGAUGAUAUACUGUAAAAAAUGUUCCUGUUUUUCUCUAUGUUUUACUAUGCUCAUUUUUAAGAUUAAAAUUAAGGGAAUUACCAGUAUUUCAAGUGAAAAAUGUUUCAACAACAUCAUAAUUUUUUUUUUGAAAAUGCUAACAAUUUGUGUCAGUUGGGCGACACUAAAUGGAGGAAAAAGAGAGAGAGGAUGGCCUUACCUGUGGAGGCAAAUAGAACAUCUAUUUUAUUUCUGUUAUGUUUAUUUUGAACCUAUUUUUAAGCAAGUUAGAACUGUCAGAGUCGUGUAUUUUAUUUAUGUUUUUGCAUUUAAUAGUUCAGUACUGAAAAUACCUCAUUUUAAUAAUGUACUGCUGAAGCUUAUUUUUUCUGGACGCCACCUUACGAUGCAUGCCCAUUGAGGAAUACUCUGUGUAAUACUAGUCAAUAACCUUAAAUAUUUGAAAUCUCCUUUGUAUUUUACCAAGAUUUAUAGUGUCUAGGUCAGAAAAGUUGCAGUGGGUUCUGGAUACCAUUUUAUUUAUGGCAUAGCAUUUCCACUUAUUGUUUUAGAUGUCAAAGGCUCUUUUUGGUAAAGAGUUCACCACACACAGCAUCAGACGGUCUGCGGCCCGAUGGGCUGCCAGAUGUGGGGCUGAUGACAGCUCUAUCAAAAGAGCAGGCAGAUGGUAUGUGAUCUCGUGUUUUUUAUUUGUAACUUAGUAUUGUCUCAAUAUGAAAUAUUUUUAUUUAAAUAAAUUAUCUGUCUUAUUCACUGUUUAGCUCUCUCUGUAUAUAUAUAUAAAUAUAUACACAAGUUUAUAUACAUGUAUCUCAUGUUUUAUUGGUCUUUUGCUUAAUGUAGAAACAGUAAAAUAGUCUAAAUCAAGUGUUGCAUUCAAUUUCAGGAAGUCAAACAGUUUUGAGCUCUACACUCAAGAUGCCAGAGCUGAAAUGAUAAAAGAGCAUCAUGAUGGCCAACCAGUCUCUGACCACAAGAUCUGGAUUUUCAAACCCCUGAGAUAAUUAAUAAAGAAUAUAUUAACCUGAAUGCGCACCAUCUUGCAGUGACGUUUUUUCUUUUUGUAAAGCUUUUUUACCCUCCCCCCUCUACCAGUCACCUUGGAUUGAUUCUGACAGGUCAUUAUAGUGGAGCUCUUACAGGCACAAAGCGUGCGCUGCAGAGCAGCCAUGCUAAAGAAAAUUUGGUAACCUAUGCAUCCAAGAAAUUUCGAUAGUCGCAUGACCCUGUGUCAGCCCCACUUCUAGAACCACAGCCACCCCAAUAAAAAGAUAACAGGUAUGGACAAAAAUGAUUUUAGUCCUUGAAAAGUCCUUUAGUUUUUCCAAAAAAUUCUUCUUGAACCAAGUUAUUAUCAUUAACUUCCUUUUUUACUCAGGAUGCAGUAGAUUUAAAUAAAAUUUACACUUAUUAACAUCUAUUAAGAUAUCUUUUCUCCUUUAAAUCAUGGUUGUGCUAUCGUAUCAUGGUUUAUGUAAGUAUGUACAGAGUAGUUGUAACCCCUGUGAAAUGACAAACAUGCAAUCAGAAAUGCAAUCAGAAAUGUUACUAUGAUUCUGACCUGUAGAAGUGUCUUUUGGUGGCUUCUGUGAAGAACUGCAGAAAUGUUACUUGUCUUUGGAAUCAAGAAUUUUUCCUUGUUCAGACAUGUGUACAAUAUUAACAAUUGUUAAAGGAACCACAGUGUUAUAAUUUAUGCAAACCAUAUGGAGGGUCCACCAGGCUUGCGCCCAGCAUACAUCUGUAGUGCUGAAAAUACAGUGUUUUGGAGACUAUAGUUCUUCCCAUGCUCAUGCCUCAAGGUGAUGGAGAGAUGAGAUUGAUCAUGGGAAUGACAUUGUAUCGCUAGAAUGUUAAUUUAAAAUUAAAAAAAAAAAGCCCUUCAUUUCUCAGGGGCACCUGACGAGAAUAUAGUUGAAAAUCUACAGUAUUGGGCAUUUUGGGUUCUCUUUUGUACAGAAACACAGUUUCAAACAUUUUCUCCUAAAUUUGUGCAUCAUUUCUCACAAUAUACAAUUAUUCCCCGAAGGAGAGGUGAAUGGUGGUGGGUAUAUACCGAGACACGAAGCGUAGAGGUAUAUAUCCACUGCUAUGAACAGAGCCUGAGGGGUAUAGUUGUUUUAGUACUUACCAAAUCAGUUGGGUUAAAAUCAAUAAAAAGGAAAUUUUUGUACUCAAAACACGUUCCUUAAUUGGAGUUUAUUACGUUUCAAUUGACAGUGUUCGGGGGAUUAUUUUUAUAAUUUUCUUGCAAACCCAGUGAGAAAGUUUUUUUUUCCGACCUGUAAACCGUCUGUCAAGCAAACUUUUGUCUCUUUUUAGGUAUUUGUUAGUACAGAUGCUUCAUCUUCCGCUAAAAUUGCAUCUUUCGAAACUGUCGCGAAAGGAGACGCCACUUUGAAACCCGUUCAAAAACAGUGAAAUGCCAAGGGAACCAAUGGAAAAUUGCUAUCCACUGAUUAGGUGAAUACUAAAAUUGCAUAUUACCCUGUUGUUUACUCAUGCAUAACUAACAGUGAUAAUGAUGAGGAUGGUAAAAUUAUCGCUACACCUCUCCUCCCUCCAACUCCAAUUCCCCCUCCCCCCUACCCCAAUAGAAAAAAUAGAUUUCUUGAUCUGCAUAACUUUUCAGAUUAAACUCGGCUGACUAACUAAAAACACCUGGGCCGGGUUGUUCAAAGCCGGGUUAACAUAACCCAGGGUUAGUAAAAAAUUUGAAUUCAGAUAUGAAAGCUUAAAAUGCAAAUGCAGUUUAAUUCUUUUUUCUACAAUUUGAUGAUUAAAUACUCUAAAUAGAAUAGGGAAAAUUUCCGAGAAAACGUUUUUGCUGAAAAGAAAAAGAAACCCGGGUUAAAAUUUAACCCUGGGUUAGCGCUAACCGGCCUCCGAACAACUCGGCCCAGUAUAUCAACGAUAACAAUAAUGAACAAAGAAAUGCUAUGAAAACUUGAGACGAGUGCCGAAAUGAGUCUGACCUGUCUGUAAUGGUAAAGUUUUCAAAAAAUGUAACUACGUACACAGUCCAGAAGCGCUGCUCUCCAGCCCCAGCAACCCAGCCGAGAGCUUAUUUGCGAGACGAUCUCAGAGUCAUUCGUGACGUAACUUGCCUUGGUUCAGACGAUGCUUCAUCCGAUGAUUCAUCCUCGCUCGAUUCUUCACGUAUUGCCCCAAAGUGCUGAAGGGCGUGAGCAGUGGACAAUUCUUGUGGAAUGUCUUCUCCGAGUUCUGUACGGCACUCAGGACAAGGAACACCGCAAUUGAAGCAGACUGGCAUGUCGCUAAACCAAGGCAUAGUGAAGGGUUCGUUGACGGAGAAGGCGCAGUUUUCUUUAGGAUAUGCUGGAUCUUUUCUCCGCCAUUGAUCUUGGCACCAUUCGAUCAUUCUUUUUUGUCGGUCUAUCCCCUGGUUUCCAUCCCUCUGUUGCGGUCUUAAUUUCUGCUUCUUCCAUUCUAGCUUUCAAAUGGUCGAACGGUCUCGCCUCUAACAGCUUGCACACGAAAUUUGCAACAACUUCGUGCAUUUUCCACGUGAAUUUCAACCUUUCCAUUCUCCGUCUCUCUACCUUGAACCCCAGCAUUAAAAUGAACUGCCACACAGCAAUAUCGUACAGAGGUCUGAGAAACGACAAUAAAUUUGAAGAAGGCAUGAUGAGAGAGAGAGAGCAAACAGUCGUAGCGUGACAAUCGAUUACGCGUUACCUCAGGCCUCUGGUUGGAUUCUGGACACAAUGCCUGGUUGUUUGAUUGGUGAUCGUCGGGCAUUCUCGACCCCAGUGCUUAUGGGUUCUUCUCUUCAUGCGCAGAAGAGCUCUGGGCCGAGAUUGAUCGUCUGGUCAUUUGCAAAAUGUCGUCUUCGUCGUCCACGUGUACUGCGUCAACGCAAACAGUCGUUUCGAAGGUAAAACAUGUACACCCCCUAUUUUCCGAUCUCCUUGAUCUGGCAAUUUAUUCCUUCGGUUGUCAGAGCGGUCUACGAGCUCACCAUAAAGUUCGUGGCGGUCCAGUGCUGGAAGGAGUCUCAGCGAUUCUGGGUCGAAUGUUGUUGACCAGCAACUCGGAGACGAAGGCAGCGUUCGAAGAAAUGACACCUACAAGGCUAGGUAGCUGAUUAUUUUUAAAUUUUCGUUAUUUAGGGACAGUUUGGUUGAAACCUUGAAGGCUUUCCUUGGUCACUACUGCCCCGCGCGAGCAAAAACAAAACUGCUUGCGUGUCAAAUCGGGUAAUGCACUAGUCAAUUGUAAUCUCGACCCUCAAACCCCCGCGGAUAGUAGGCAUUUUACGGCGCAAUAGUGAGGGAAAUACGGAGAUUUUACAUUGACUUCUUGCAUCGGUCCCUGGAGGAAUACCAGAAAUUUACGGCUUAUACCUCUCCCGGGAUGGGGGUGGGGGUGGCGUUUUUUUGUUUCAGUGUUUCGGUCACGUGAUUUGUUUGCCCGCGAAAGAAGCAAACAUGGCGGACUCGAACGCUGUUGGGAUUAAUGAAAUGUUUCGCCGGCUUAGGUCAGCAAAACUUUCGCAUGUAGCAGACAGGGUCCCAAAGGGGUUUAGGGCUCCGGGGCUCCGGACCAAAAUGAACAGGGCUCCAGGGCUCCAGGGCUCCCGAGAAAUUUAUCAAGGGCUACAGGCUCCGCCCUUUUUUUAAUUUUUUUAUUUUAAAAUCCAAAACCAAAUCCUAGAUGGAAGGUGUUGACAGGCCAAACACCACUCAUAAGCUCGUGAUAGUGUGAUACAUGACCUUAUAGUUUUGCUCUAAUAAGGAGAUCUCCCAGCGGUUUUGCUCUUUUAUAUGAAAUGAUGGGAGGCUCGUUGUAUAUUUCUCUCAGCAGCGGUUGAUUUUGAAAUAAAGUGCCAUUUGCUCAUUAAAAUGUUUUUAAGGUUCUGCAAAGCAGGGUGGUACGUGGUAAUGAAGGCAGAAUUUUCUUUCUGUCGUUGUUCUUUUGUAAAGCUGACUUCUGUUCGGUAAAUUCAACCUCAGAGGUGAUUUCUUCUAUGAGAUUGUGAGGGUAACCUCUAGCGCGAAGGCGUUUUUUGAAGUUCUAGAUGUUCUCAUGGGAGGAUUUUGCUGAGGAGUUUGUUCUCAGAAGUCUAAGGGCUUGGCCUUUUAUGAGACCUUUUCUGACCCCGUGAGAGUUACAGGCAGAAAAAUGCGUGUAUUUAAAAGUCUCCGUAGGGUUAAAAUGUACGUGGAUCUCAAGGAUUCCUUGGUUGUGAAAUCUCUCGUCUUUGUUAACAGUUGUAAGCAUCUCUUGCAGGUUUUUCCCUGAGUUUUCACUCAUAGUAAGAUUUUAACAAUUUGUUUCUUAACCAAGACUGCAGUUUCGGAACUUUAGCGUUCCUCGUCAGUUGCUAGCAAAGUCUUAGGUGUGUAGAGCGAAAAUGGCUGUAUAAAUACUGGUCGCUAGGAUCGGAAAUACUGGCUUGCCAUUGGCUGGUGGAAACGAAACCAAUAUUUGAUCCACGUUGUUUUGUGUUUUCAGGUCAAAAACGCUAGGUUUUGGGUGAGCAAGAGUGAUAGUAUCUCACUGGAUAGUAGUGACGCAAAGUCACUAGCCUUUGUUAGUGUUGAGAGAGUUUGAGAGAAUCUUUCUCCAUAGAUUAGGGGUAUUUUCUCGUACACCUCUCGAAAUCACCCGAGUACAUUUCUUUUGAUGAGGUAACACGAGAACCAAAUUUUUGCUGUAAAAAUAUCUGACACUACAGUCGAAAGGUGCUAUGUUGGUUUUUCCAAUCUCUAGGUAGGACAAAAGCUUAAAGACCUAAAUCAAGCAAUAUAUAUCUCAGUAAUUUAGAGUUUAAACUUUAAUAAAUGAUGCAGUUAAAAGUAGUAAGUUUGGAUUGCAGCGCACCCCAGAAUAGCAUCAUUACAGUGAAAAGAAUGAAUGUAAGUUAGCCUCAGUCUAGUUUACAGUGUACUGGUUUUGUUACUAUCUUCCUUCCGAUUCCGAGCAAACAACAAACAAAGCACAUUAUGACGCUAUCUGUGUGCAAAAAUGUCCGAAUUUUAAUAUUUGGGGCUACGGGCCCCCCAGAGAAAACGUUUUGAGGGCUCCAGGCUCUACAGUAAAAUAAUAAUAGGGCUCCGGCAACAAAACGAUGGGGCUCCGGGCUCCAUGGAAAACAUUUUAGGGCUCCCGGGAUCCGCCACCCCCUUUGUGACCCUGUUCAUUGUAUCAACUUAUUUACUGGCUGUAGAGGUAGGGGAAAUUUCCUUCUGAAUCUGUCCCUGGGGCCUGGGGAAGUUUCUAAAAUUACAGAGCUGCUCGUGUGAAUUCCCCACUAUUCCCCGGGGCUUUGGGGGUUGGGGUUACAAUUGACUAGUGCAUAACUGUCAUCAUGGCAUAUGUUUUUCCAGGUUGAGGGGUAGUUAGUACCUAUUUAGAAGCUGCGGGAAGUUAAAAACUUAAGUCUGUCAGACUUGCAGCGAAACUCAAAAGAAAUCCUCCAAAGCAAAAUUGGGCUAAACCUCAUUGAUGUAACUGUUCAGAUAUAGGAAGCUGUAAAAUCACUGACUGCAGAGUGAUAAUUGAUGUGACCAUGCAUGAUGAAGAGCCCCCCUUGUUUCUGAUGUGUUCAUCAGGUGUAUAUACACAUUUUAAUACUUACUUCAAUGCCUUUAGGUAACUGGAAACCAGGGGAGAUCCCCACAAAGGAACUCCUGACCCUGAUCUCUUCCAGAAUAAAAAUGCAGAAGACGAAUGGAGUGAUCAGUGAAGCUGGAAAUCCUCAAGUGCCUUCACUGUUACUUGAGGAAGAGCAAUCUUUUUCUGAGGAGGAAGAUCGCGUAAAAUACCGAUAUUUCCCCAGAUGUUGGAGAUGCGGGCAACAUUGCCAGUUUUGUAUAAAAAGGAAGAAAUUUUUUCCCAAAUUUGGAAGUUUCACCAUGGAGUAAGUCUAUGUUGUUUUAGGUGUUACCAGGUGCAUGUAGCCCUGCAGAAGCAUGUAACUCUGUUCCUUUGUAUGUUUGCUGUGUUUUUUUGGAGAACCAAUCAUUAAGUGGCUAAAAAACCCAAGCAUAGUUCUAAACACAUAAGGCAAAGGUAGAUGAGGUACUGAUUUUGUUUUCAGUUUGUAAAACAUUGUAAGGUGCAUUGAGCUUUGUAAUUGCACCAUAUAAGAAUGUAUUUAUUAUAUUUGGCAAAGAUCCAGACUGUCUGAGACAGGAGUUUGAAAGCAAGUGAAGAAAUAUUAGUCGCAUUCUGCAAGACUAAGUGCUUUUCAACUGUUGCUACUGUUAGGAUGAGGACUCAUUAGAAUAAUAUUUGUAAUGCUGUAAAUGAAUACCCUAUAGCACCACAGUUUAGCAUUUAACAUAAUUUAGAGAAAUUGCUCCAGACAUUUUGACUGAAGAGCAUGUAAAAUAGAUGCAUAAGUUAAAUGACAAAUUUAAGUUUAAUUUCCUCUUCUCUACAGAUAUGCCUCUCCCUUCCUUGAUGUGCUGGAGGACAUUCUCAAAGAUGACCCUGAUCAGGAUGAUCAGGAGGAAGAAGAGGAAGAGGUGAUGGAGUCAGAGGAAGAGGAGAUACAUUAUGAGAACUAUAAGAAAUGUAUCUCUAGAGAAGAUAUGAGUGAAACAGAGGAGGAAGAUGGGGAAAACCAUGAAGAUGAAGGUGGAGACGAAAAUUCUGACCAUGAUGACGUGGAAGGGAUGAAUGAAGAGGACAUUAUUUGACGUUUGGCUAUUUGGAGAAGACCGAAAUGCUGAUAUUGUAUUAACAUAUUAUUAUUUUUGUAUAUAACUUGUAUCAUUAAUUUUUGUAACAUACCCCUUUUUGUGUCCACAGUUUCCUAUAUAUUACACCUUUGUUGGCCAAUGAUGAGAAACAAUAUUGAAAUCAUGUUAAAAGUAAUGUUAAGUGAUUGCCAGCUGAUUAAUUUUUGAGUGGUAGUUAUGUGUCAAUUUUACAUAUGUUUUCAACAAUGUUGUCGGCUUUCUUGUCGUUUACCACAGCAGUGCUUGAUUUCGAACAAGCUGAAUUCAGCAAAUUUUUUCAUUUAUGCAAUGGCUUUAAUGAACUUUCAUUUGGAAUCCUUGACAUCAUACCAGAUGGCUCUGACAAUUUCUGCUGUAUUUUUUAUUCAUAGGGAAAUGGGACGGGGUUUUUGUGUUUAUGCAAAUCAAAAGAACCGUACUCCUUAACAUGAGAAUUUUAAGUCUUCUACUUUAUCUUGAAGUAUAUUAUCCGAUGUUUGUGCUUUUGGUUAAACUGGAUGUCCCCACUAAAAAAAUAGCAAUAAAGUUGAAAGCACCCAAUGAAAAAAUCUUUAAUUCCAGGCAAUUAAUAAUUUUUAAAUCAACCCAAAGUCACUUGAGGCAAGUUUGUAACAUCCCCCUGUAUUGUUAAAGUUUAUUUCAUGUAUGAGUUUGAUCUUCCUACUUGCACAAGAUGUUUGAUAAUUACUCUUCUAUGAGAUGAGGUGGUAAUCUUUCACAACUAAUUCCAUUUUAGAUAUCCUGUAGUUUUUGGUUUGAAGAGAUACUAGUCAUCUCUACUUGAAAUCAUGAACGCUCUAGAGAGAUAUUUUGUUGUGCGCUUUUUAAACGUCGGAUUUUACAAAACAGAGUUUUCGAGUGAAAGGGCUAAUGUUGUAAAAGUUAAGAUAAUUUCUCAUUUCCCAAAUAACUUAUCAUUGUAUUUCUGGUAGACCUGGCUGGCUUUCAUUUCCACAUCUCCUGAAAAUAACACGCAUGACUAAGACGCACUGACUUUACCAACACUUUGAGCUCUUGAGCUUUUUAGCUUAUCCCAACAACCCAUAAUUAUUACAAGCGGUAGAGUGUUGAAAAAAAAAAUUAUAGGUCUGGGCUCAUUAUGGGUUGGCUACGCCCCUGUACGUUUAGUUGUACCGUAUUUGGUUUCUUGGGAGUGGUCCGCAUAUGGAAUAAUCACAUGGAUAUAUAGAUAUUGUACCUUUACCGAUUAUCGAUGUUGUUAAUUAUUAUUUGCAAAAUUAAAGGACAGAUAUGUGUUUUAUUUCAACUGGCUCUAAUGUACUUCAUAGGAGAUGAUAGGAGAUCAAGUAAUUUUUGAGUAAAGCCGGGCAGUUUGGACCAAAUUAUUGUAGGGCAAAGUUGAGCCGGUGCUCAGCCAAGUUGAGUUCUUUACGUAUCAAUACCUUGUAUCCCUACGUUGUUUCGUGUGCACAGUGUUCAGAAGGAAUAUACGGCGGACAGAUAAAUCCAUUCGUGUAACCAAUUUUUUGCAAAACCUCGAGGCUAAAUUAUAGUUUUAUAUUGCGGUCGCUGUUAGAUUUCGUUAAAGUAAGAGGACCUUUUGCGUCUUCCUCUUGCAUUAAUAGCUGGGGUCUACAUACAGUGCCUAAACCAUCACCGAUUAAUCAGGACGUUUUUGAUGCAAAUUUAAUCCGUGGCCUCAAUAACUUUGACACCCGCCCCAGUGAGUUAAAUUGGAAGGGUAACUUUAAAAAUAUGAAUUUCCCAUGGUUGGGGAAAGGCGCAUUUAAAGACCGCUUUUAGGUGACUUUUGCGUGAAUAACUCGUUGUGGGUAUCAACAAAGUAAGAAAAAAAAAAAACACGGCCACACCAGGGACACUCUUGACGUUGACCAGGGACGUCCUUAUACUGAACGCACUUCCAAAAGUAAUGGGCAUUGUGUAGGUAAAAAAAAAAAUUAUUAAAAAUAUCUGUUCGCAGGACUAUAUAUCACCUAGAAAUUUCUAUAGCUCAAAAAAGGCUACAAAUAAACUGGAUAACUGUUCCAUUCAUCUAAGAUGGUCUGAGUUUUCCUACUAAGUUCCCUGCGAUUUUAGGAAGUUUCUUUUUCCCGUUUGAAACUAGGGCUAACUAAAUAAUCAGUGUUCUCUCGUCGUUUCGAAAGUCCCCGUCGGGGUAGCCAUUAUAAAAACCUUCCCUAAAACAGUCCAGAAGGCCAAAGCUCCCCGAAAACGUCCAAACAGGUUGAUAGUUUUAAAGGCUGCUCACACCAACUUCUAAAGCAUAGAGAAAACAAUUUUAAACACGUCGGACGUGAUUGGAAAGAUUCGGUCGUUGUGUGCCCUUGACGAUACAAGCUGAUAGUGCAGAUACAGAAAGAAACAUCUCAAAUAGCUGAAUGAAUGGUAGACAGGGGUGGGGGUAGGCAGUUUGAGAUACCAGAUUUAAUGUAAAACAAACGGCUUUGAUGACUCAGAAUGACUCAGGCUGGAAUUAGGCCGUCAUUACUAAGAGAAAGUUUGAGAUGUACAUGAUCAAAAGCCAUUAUGGCCAUAGGCGUACGGGCAAUUUUUUGCCAGGGGGCGGUAAUCCAUUUGCCCAAAAAUUCUUGCAAGUUGCCCAAAUUUUUUACAAAACAGUCGAAAGGAAACUAGGGCCAUGCAACAAAAUAGGCCGUACUGGCAUAUGAAAGUGGCUCGAUACAGUUUUUCAGAGUCAAUACCUGCCAAGUUUGAGCAUAAACUACUUCGCCACAAACAAGCAUUUGGAAAAAUUGCCACCACAGUUGUAUUAGAUAAAGAGGAAAUUUGUCAUGAUCAGGAUUGCACUGACAUCGGAGCUGUCAUAGCAACGAAAUGACGCCAUUACCUAUUAUACUUGCAGCAAUAUUUCUCACUGGGAACUGUUCUUACAAAAUCGUUCAGGGAAGCUCUUUCCUCCAAUAGUCGCCUCGAUGUACGUGAAGUUAAAACGGAACUGUAAGAGUGUUAUGGAGAUAUUUUGGGAUGAAGUUUUUAUUGUUAGAAAUAAGGUAAAAAAGGAAAAUCUUGAUGUUUAGAAAACGGAGUUUCAAUCGUAUUAAAAACGCGUAUGAAAGAUCAUGGAGAUAGCUCCUGCCAAUUGCUACUAAGGAAGGAUUUGAUUGGCGCUCGAUCUUGUUAGGGGUUUCGUAAACAUUUCGGUCUACUUAAACAAAUUAGUGAAUAAUUUUUAAACCCUUGAUAGAUUUUUUUAAGAAAUUUAUGAUUCUUCUCGUAAUUCAAACUGAGAAUUAGUCAGCCACUUCACUUUCAGACCCAUUGCUGAAGCGUGUUCUGCCACACACUAUUCUAGGAGCGGAGGUGAUUCUAGAAAGUUAUGCGGAAGUUUAUUCUAAUCAAUUCAUGACUGGAAAUAGCCCACUCUAGCUAGUACAGUGAAGUACAGUGCCCAACAACAACAACAACAAAAUCAGCAUAUGAUACCCUUCCCUUAUAACCAGAAACUCAUCACGUGCUAGGCAACCACUGUCUCGUGUGAACGUAACUGAAUUAUUACGCCGACUUCUGGUUAAAAUAGAAAAUAUUUAUGUCUUCAAAAUAUAAUAAUAAUAAAAAACAUCGAAACGUCUUUAAAAACUGGCUUUGCCCAAGUUUUCUCUUGCUGCCCAAAAAAUCUGAGUUGCCCAAACUUUGGGGGCUGCAGCCCCCCUCGCCCCCUCGGCCCGUACGCCUAUGAUUAUGGCUCUUGACAUAAUUGAGUAACAUUGAUCAUUAAAAAUAUGGUAUUUUAGAUACAUGAACAUGAUGUCAGCGUCAAGCGACAGUUUGAGAUACAAUUUGUAACUCAAAAUACGUAAUUUACCGGUAAAAUGAAAUUUAAAUUGAAGUUUAAUCCCUCUUUUAAUACUUAUAGUGGAACAAGGCCGAAUGUGCUAAACAUUUAAUGGUUCGCACAAAAAUUAGCACCACAUUUAGCGUUACCUCAAUGUAUGGCAUUACUAAUUCACCACAGUUUGAAAUGUCUCAAAAUGUGGCACGUCUUCCGGUGCCACAGAAUGAGAUAGAAUUUGUAACUCAAAAUAUGUCAUUUGCCGGUAAAGACAUAUUUUGCAAUAACGCAAAAGAUGACCGCACCAUAAGCCACAAGUUGCGAUAUCUCAAACUGUGGCCUUCUCUCUUUGCAAACGUCGAAGUUUCAUCCCUCUUUUAAUACUUAUAGUGGAACAAGGCCGAAUGUGCUAAACAUUUAAUGGUUCGCACAAAAAUUAGCACCACAUUUAGCGUUACCUCAAUGUAUGGCAUUACUAAUUCACCACGGUUUGAAAUGUCUCAAAAUGUGGCACGUCUUCCGGUGCCACAGAAUGAGAUAGAAUUUGUAACUCAACAUAUGUCAUUUGCCGGUAAAGACAUAUUUUGCAAUAACGCAAAAGAUGACCGCACCAUAAGCCACAAGUUGCGAUAUCUCAAACUGUGGCCUUCUCUCUUUGCAAACGUUGAAGUUUCAUCCCUCUUUCAAUACUUAUAGUGGAACAAGGCCGAAUAUGCUAAACAUUUAAUAGUUCGCACAAAAAUUAGCACCACAUUUAGCGUUACCUCAAUGUAUGGCAUUACUAAUACACCACAGUUUGAAAUGUCUCAAAAUGUGGCACGUCUUCCGGUGCCACAGAUUGAGAUAACGCAAAACACGGCACGCAGGCGGUGGAUGUUUUUUUAAUCCAAACAGCCUAUGGACGCUGUUUACCAGAGAGUAAAUUCCUUGAUCUGAUCCUUGAAGUGGCUUUUAAAAAAAUCAUAAUCCCACCACAAACACAACCCAGGAGCACCCAACGAUAAUAAAGUUCAAAACCGCUUAAACAUACCAGGUUGAACGUAUUUUGGUAUCUUAAAGGUAAAUAUAGGUAUCUAUUUAUCCCCCCAAAGUUUUGUAUCUGUUCGGAUUUCCUAGCUGAAAAGCUAGUUAUCGGAAAAUUAUAGGGAUCAAACCUUACCUUUUCGAAAAUUUCUGCCAGAAAAAGGGCUCUCGAAAAUUCUAGGUGACCUUUUUAGGGUACAUAUCCGUUAAAAUGGGCAAGUACACCAUUUUUGUAGACAUUCGAAAAUCUUAGGAGAGGCAGACAAGCGAGACAUUUUACAACAAACGUUCCGAAAAUUCUAGAUCUCAAAUCGUCUUUCGAACAGAUAUUUUCCGAAACUUGACGUUGUGUGGCCCUGACAACCGGAGCAUUAAAAAAAUGUCAAAUGAUUUCCACAGAUUGACACACCGUAUGCCAUGAUUUGAGCUGCGCUUAAAACCUGUCUCGUUCAUUAAUCAGGACCACAUUUUUGCGUUAACUCAAUCUAUGGUAUCGCAGUCCUGUACUAUAGCCCACGACUCUGAUGCCACAGAUUGAGUUAACGCAAAACACGGUAUCCCCCUGAAGGUCAUAUUUUUGCGUUAACUCAAUCUAUGGUAUCGCAGUCCUGUACUAUAGCCCACGACUCUGAUGCCACAGAUUGAGUUAACGCAAAACACGGUAUCCCCCUGAAAGGUCAUAUUUUGCGUUAACUCAAUCUAUGGUAUCGCAGUCCUGUACUAUAGCCCACGACUCUGAUGCCACAGAUUGAGUUAACGCAAAACACGGUAUCCCCCUGAAAGGUCAUAUUUUGCGUUAACUCAAUCUAUGGUAUCGCAGUCCUGUACUAUAGCCCACGACUCUGAUGCCACAGAUUGAGUUAACGCAAAACACGGUAUCCCCCUGAAAGGUCAUAUUUUGCGCUAACUCAAUCUAUGGUAUCGCAGUCCUGUACGACUCUGAUGCCACAGAUUGAGUUAACGCAAAACACGGUAUCCCUCCGAAAGGGCAUACAGUGAAAUCUUUCUCAGCUCUCUAUAAUGCGGACACUAUUACGGACAGUUCGUUUGGCCCCAGAAAUGACAAAAAUAGUACAUUCCCUAACCCCGGUAACACGGACAGCUCUGUAAGGCACAGAAAGCCGACACUUGGUUCUGUCCCUUUUGUGUCCGUAUUAACGAGGCUUACUAUCCGCGAGAAAACACCGCAUUCUUCUGGUGAGAUGAAACGUUUAAUGGAGGGCGGUGUUUAUGGGUAGUUUUGCUACAUGUAUAUAUAUGUUUUGGUAGUCUUUUUUGAAAUUUUAAUUUCCCUUUGUCUUUGGGUACAGUGAGAAGUGUAAAAUAUACUGUAAAAAAAUAAAUAAUUAAAAGAAAUAUAUCAUAAAAAAAGGAAAACAUUUAACAACGGCACACGUAAACAUAUAUACCAAAAUUCAAUACAGGUUGGCAAUUGGGCAUACAUAACGAUACCAUGAUUUACUUGAGUGAUCAGAAAACAAUGCAUUCUCAGGGCCUAAAUACCAAUCCCAAAGCAACCUUUACUGAAUCAGAUAUUAUAAUGACAUGUUUGUUUAAUGUAUUCACUUCUCAUCUUUCGGUUUCCACAAGCUAACUAAGGGCAUUUAUCAAAGUCAGAACUGGCCAGCUGGAGUGGUAGGCAAUUUUCAAGCAUUUUUACUAAAAUCCUAUUGCUGCAUUGCAUAAUAAGGUCAUGAUUUAUAGUGGAUUUAUAAACUGGCCAGGGUGGCUAGUUUUGCCUUUUAGUGAGCAGGCUAAGACAGUUAGUGAUGUUCACCAAUCAUUUCCUUCUCGUAUACUUUAUUGUAAUCAUACUAAGUUUGUGAACACUUUGUAACCAAGACAGUUUUUGUUCACCAACCUCUACUUACGUUUAACAAACCUUGUUUUGUAAAUUUAAAAAUUUAAAUUGGAGUAAAGAAAUUAUAAACUUAAAAGUGAUUAAGCUUUUAACCUAAUUUCGGAAGAAAGUUAUUAGUUAAGUACAAUUCUAACGAGCAUGCAUUGCCAGGAUACAACAAAAAGGCGGAGCCAAUGUCACAAGUUGAAGUAAGACAAAAAACCUCUACUUAGGUUUACUAUUUAGGAUUUUAUAUAACUUCCCUGGCCGCAGUUCAUUAUACUGAGUAAAAACAAGGUUUUCAUCAAAAUUGUAUUUCUUAAAUAAGUUGUAUAUAUAUUUCCUUUGACUAAACAACGAAGAAUUUUUUCCACUUUUAGAUUUAUGAUUUCUCAUAGCAACUGUCCACUUAUGAAGUGGAGGGCAGUUUAUGGUUCCAACUUCCCAGAGGUCUUUCACCUGCUGCAGCUUCUCAAUGUUUCGUGGUAUAGACAAUGAAUCCAGCCAUUCAACCAAAGAUGCAGAUCCGUACUCCCUAAACAUUGCUAACGUUGCAGGGUCAGUGAUAGCUAUAGAAACAGCAGGUCGGUUGUCUGCAGGUGGGACUAAGGCAGAUGUAGGAAUAGACUGAAUUUGUGCAACUGAUGCAGAUAUAGGGCUGGUUGUAGAGAUAGGGACAGUAGGUUGAUUGCUGGCCAGAGAAUGUGUUGAUCGAAUAGCACAGUUGAUUGACGAGGAGAUGAGGGAUGUGCUAGGGGUUGACAAACUAGGUUGGUUGAUGCCAGAACGAACAAAUGCUGUUGUGGAGAGUGGUGCACUAGGUUGCUGGUUUGUAGACUGGAUGAAAGGUGCAGGAUGUGUGGACAGAGUAGUAUGGUGGGUUGCAGAUGAAAGGAAUGAUGUUCCGGGCGGGGAGGGCGAGGCUGGGGUUGGUAGAGCAGCUGAAGGGUUUGAAGAGAUGAUGCUGGUUGAAGCUGAGGUUGGUAGAGCAGCUGGAGGGUUUGAAGAGCUGAUGCUGGUUGAAGCUGGGGUUGGUAAAGUAGCUGGAAGGUUUGAAGAAAUGAUGCUGCUUGAAGCUGGGGUUGGUAGAGCAGCUGGAGGGUUUGAAGAGCUGAUGCUGGUUGAAGCUGGGGUUGGUAAAGUAGCUGGAAGGUUUGAAGAGAUGAUGCUGGUUGAAGCUGGGGUUGGUAAAGUAGCUGGAGGGUUUGAAGAGAUGAUGCUGGUUGAAGCUGGGGUUGGUAAAGUAGCUGGAAGGUUUGAAGAGAUGAUGCUGGUUGAAGCUGGGAUUGGUAAAGCAGGUGGAAGGUUUGUAGAGCUGAUGCUGGUUGAAGCUGGGGUUGGUAAAGCAGGAGGAAGGUUUGAAGAGCUGAUGCUGGUUGAAGCUGUGGUUGGAGAAGUAGCUAGACUGCUUGUAGAAGGGAUGGUGCUGGCACUAUUGGCCACCAUUGAAAUGAAAACAGAAGACCAAUAUGCUACUUGUCUUGCUGCAUGAAGUGCAGGGCCAACAUCACUACCCGGAUGAUAAUCAUCAAUUUGCUGCGAGAUGUUCGACACUAAGUUAACCAGACUACUUGGUGCAACUGGUCCUUGAUGAGGUGGUUGGCAAUCUCGACUGGCCACACAGUCUUGGUGCAAAACAAGACUUAUUGUUUUUGCAUCUUGCACUAUUUGUGAGGCAGACGGAAUUGGGUCUGAUAAAACCUUACAAAUCUUGUCUCGGGAUUUCAAUUUCUCUAAUACCAUGCAGAGAUCUGACUCCUAGAAAAGAAAAAACAACUGUAAAACUCUUUCACACAAGCAGCCACAUGAUGCAUAUGUUGCAGUUUAGCAUACAAGCUGAAAAGCUCUAUUAAGAUCUUAUUUGCUUCUUUACCUGUUUGACGAAAAAACUGUCUCAGUCUUUUGUCAAGUGGUUUAUACUUUUGAUACAUUGUAUAAGGAGAUGAAGCUAGAAAUAAGAAAACGCUAGAGCAACCUACGAAAAAAAAAAACAACAACGGAAAUAUAACCCAAAAUUCUCAAACACGGUUUCUGAAAGUAAGUUGGCCCAAUUUCAACCAUAUUGGUGCACAGGCAAUAGAUAUUUUGCGGCAUCUUGGCUGGAUCAAUAUUAUGACAGAUCAUAACACCGAAGCUAAUUUCAAUGUUGAUGCAUACCACAGAAGAAACAGCAAUAGUUCUUUGACACAGAAGGAAAGUUUAUGUUACAUGGAGCAGGGAAUAAUAUCUUCUAAUACACUGGUCACCCUAUAAAUCUACUUAAAUACAAAAAGAAUCCAUACAUUCUGCACCUGCUCAAAAUGCUUGGACCCUGUUUAUUAUGGUGAUAAACAUUGACAAAAUCACGAGAGAAAUCACAACGUACGAAACAGAAAAUAUCACUUGGAUUCUUAAAAACAUUGGAGGAUAACAGCCAUAUUUCAGCUUGAUGUGCAAGACGAACACAAACUGAUAAUUUCCUCUCCUUUGGAAGCAUCUUAAGCUAAGUAAACUCAAAUCAAAACAAAGCUGUAAACGUUUUUGCAGAUAACUGUGAAUUACAUAAUAAUUUAUAAUUUGACUUGUGUCAUGACAUGUACUUGUAAGCAAUUUAUCAAGUGCGACGAGACAUGUAGCUAAUGCUUCUCUUAUACUUUUCUGGUGUUUAUGUGUAUGCAUGUUUGACAUGUUUUACCUUUUCACUCCAAAACUGAAUGAUAAUGGUGGUUCUAACUUUUGAAUCUGUGGAUGAAAUCCUAUGGUGGGACCAUUCAAAUGAAACCUCUCUCCCUGUUUUUCAGCAUUUGUUACUUUAGCCCCAUCUGGGAGUGAAAUGGUUAAGUAAACACCCAAAUGCUACUUAAACUAUUUGACAUGCAUUCGGAAGUGGUUUUCUGCAAUAAUUGGCCUGGUUGAUUACAAAGUGCUAACACAUGGUCGUAUUUUAAUCAGAUUUAAUGGCAUUUAACAUAUUACUCUUCUUUAUUAUUAAUAUACAGUUGUGUUGCCAAGGAGAGAAUACACUUACAGGCCCUUAGCAAAACUCUGUCAGGUGACAUGACCUUGUCAAUCAUAAAAAGUGAUAAGUCUUACAAAUUAAAGUUCAGAACACAGAGUGCAAUAAGAUUAGCAACACUGCUAUUUGGGUAGACACUCACAUUGACUGAGAGAUUAGUGAUAUGUGACAGAUUUUAAAAAGAUUGGAAAAGUGUUGUCUAGAAACAAGGCUUUGCCAUCCAAUAUACAAACCUUUUACCCUGUUUAAACUUUUUAAACCAAUAUAAAAGACAAAUAAAUAACAUCAAGAAUUUAUUCCCUUAUUAAUAAGGAAAUUAUCUGCCUUGUCUCACUCACUUCAUCAUUGUCACUGUCCUCACUGGAUAUUUCCUCCCCCUCAGAUUCUGGCCCCUCUGAACUCUGUAACAAAAGCAAACGAAAAAUUAAUGUGAUGUUGUCAUGAAGUAAACGAUACAACAUUAAACAUUUUCAUCAUUUCCUUGAAAGCUUUACUCACUCUCAAGGAAAAAAAAACUAGUUACAUUUGAUGGGAGAGGAAAGCAGCCAUAUCUCUGUAACUGCCCCAAAAUGAAAGUAAUAAAAAAGGCAAAUGCAAAUUUAUAUAGGCCAAAUUAUAGACCAAAUUAUAAUAUACCACUAAAAGCAAAAUGUGAAAAAUAAUUUUUUACAAUUUGUUAUUAUCUCUCACAUGAUAAUAUUCCUAUGUAAAUGUACUAUCUUAUCUUAUUACAGCCUCAUUACAAUACAUCGGCUUGCAGGUAACAACGUUCGCCAAUAAAAACGGUAAUAUUAUAGUUAUAGCAGUGUUGCUUGCUAUCAGAAGCAAAGUAGAUGCUACCGUAGAGUUCUGAAAGUAACAACCCUCCCCAAAAGUAGCGACCCUUCAAAAGUAGCGAUAUAAUUUCAAAGGUGUUAGGAAAUCCCGAAAGUAGGGACCCCCAGAAAAUAACGACCCACAACAGAAGUGACAUUUUUUUUCCUUUGUUUCCUAGCUCUAAUAAUAACUUAUUCAUUGGCUGGAGACAAAGGAAAUUCUGGUUUAACCUGCAACAUCUAUGCUACAAGAAGUACACUUCUCAAAGAAAGCGAUGACACACAAAAGGUUAAUAGUAUCAAAAUGGCCUGCAAUUCUACAUUUAACUAUAACAAUAGUCACCUAGUGAAGCUGGGCAACACUUUCUUUCCAAGAUGCAUACUGAAAUCUACUAAUGACUAAAAUCUUACCCUAAAGAAAAAGGUGCAAGGUACAUUGUAAAUUUUAAAGGAAAAUGAAGUCCAUGGUACCCUGUAUGUGUCCACCUUACCUCUUGUUCUUGGUCAGAUUGAGAUUCUUCUGAUGAAUUCUAAAAGUGCAAACAAAAGCAGUCGGUAA